Priceomyces carsonii is the source of this 2889-nucleotide messenger RNA. It is a transcript of the gene AKL1, whose product is annotated as serine/threonine protein kinase. The transcript has a single exon. Gene Ontology annotation, cellular component: cytoplasm. Gene Ontology annotation, molecular function: ATP binding; protein serine/threonine kinase activity. The coding region runs from base 1 to 2889 and encodes 962 amino acids. Gene Ontology annotation, biological process: actin cortical patch assembly; actin filament organization; protein phosphorylation. Lineage: Eukaryota; Fungi; Ascomycota; Pichiomycetes; Serinales; Debaryomycetaceae. The record is from RefSeq and is a predicted model, not a curated record.
AUGGGAAAUUUUCCAAAGCUCCCAGAAGGUACGAAACUUUCGGUGGGCACUCAUCAUGCCACUAUCCUUAAAUAUCUAUCAGAAGGCGGCUUUGCCCAUAUUUACAAGGUAAAGAUAGAACCAAAAGUAGAAGAUACAGAUAUCGCAUGUUUAAAGAGAGUUAUUGUCCCUGAUAAGAAUGGUUUGCACCAAUUGAGAAAAGAAGUGGAUGUAAUGAAAAUGCUCCGCCACGGAAGGAAUAUUGUAAGAUACUAUGAUUCACACGCUGAACGGCUAGAAAAUGGCACUUAUCAAGUAUUAGUUCUCAUGGAAUUGUGUCCGAAUAAAUCACUUUUAGAAUAUAUGAAUGCAAGGCUCAAGACAAAAUUAACUGAAUCUGAGAUUCUUAAAAUACUUUUUGAUAUUUGCUUAGGAGUUUAUGAGAUGCAUAGGCUUAAGCUAAUUCAUAGGGACAUAAAGAUUGAGAAUGUGUUGAUUGAUGCCAGGCAUAAUUUUAAGCUAUGUGAUUUCGGGUCUACGACGAACCCAAUCAUGCCUCCUCAGGAUCAACAACAAUUUCAAGCUCUUAGUCACGAUAUUUUAUAUCAAACAACACCACAAUAUAGAUCUCCCGAGAUGAUCGAUCUUUACAAGGGCUUUCCAAUCGAUGAAAAAGCGGAUAUUUGGGCUUUAGGUUGUUUUUUGUAUAAAUUAUGUUAUUAUACAACACCAUUUGAAGCAUCUGGAGAUAUUGCAAUUCUCCAUGCAUCUUUUCAAUUUUUACCACAGCCUGUUUAUUCCGGGGAUUUGAAAAACUUGAUUAUAAUAAUGCUUCAAGACAAUCCUCUUUUCAGACCAAAUAUUGUUCAAGUAUUGAUGUUGGUCACUGCCAUGAUGAAAAUUGAUUUCAACGAAUUGGGAGUGGCAGAUUUUUACAAAGCCGGACCAUUCAAUUUCCAUGCGCUUCACGAAUAUCAACGCCAUAAGCAGAAUGAACUAUUAAAACAACAACAGCUAUAUUAUCAACAACAAGCUCUCUCGGGAUCCGCCCCUCCCCCGAUAAGCUCUCUGCCACAGAGUCCAAGUUUGCCCACUCAGGCCACUGCCAACCCAUCAAUAGUUGAAGGUGCCCCUCAUAUUACCAAGGAGAAUUUGUCACAGCGAGCUUCUGCUUCACCACCGCCUGCUGACAUAGGCAACAAUUUGGAAAGAGCAGAAAGUGACCCCACAGAGGAAAAUGAAACUUUUGAUGAUUUGGAGAGCUUCAAUAACGUACAAGAAAGAUAUCCAUCACUUGAAGAUUUAUUGAUUGAUCCCGAGGGCCAAGACCAUGAAUCUAGGUCACCACUGCAACCAGAAAAUUUUGAAACGGUCGAAUAUCCCACGAGACCAAAGGUAUUGAGCUCAACUGCACUUCAAGCAAUGACAUCUGAACAACUUGCUCAGUAUAACCAACAGCAUGAGACGUAUCGAUAUAAUAUGAAUCAAUAUCGUCUCCAUGAACAAGAGAGAUUAAAGCAAGAACAAUUACACGGAAUUAAGAGACAAACUUAUGCGCCAAAUUCUAGUGAUGCUAAACCGAAAGGUUCGGCUGAUUUAGAAAGGACAAAUGCGUGGGAAGUGCACCCUAAAAGAGUCGAUAAAGAUGCAGAGAGACUAGCCGACGAUAUUUUUUCAAAAGAGUCCCCGUCGGAGUCACAUAGACGUAAGAGCAGCGAGGGCUCAAGAAAAGAAGAUCUUGAGGUCAAAAAUCUCUCUAACGACGACUUACUGUCUCCCAUAGAUCGAAAAGUAAGCGCGGAGAGUUUACACGAAUCAAAGACGGGAAAAACGGUAUCUGACGAUCUUGAAGCUGGUAUUCCAACAUCUGUUGAGAAUCAGCCUCUUACGGAAGAUGUUAGGUCGAGCUUUCAGAAUGAUGAUGUUGAGGAACCUGUUACUUCAACACUCUACUCCGAUACUCAGAUGAUAACUCCAAGUAACAGUUCUAAGUCGAGCAGAGGUGCAAAUCCGUUCCCCAUUCCUCAAAAGAAUGGUAUAACACAUAGUAAUGAACUAUCUACAAUUCUACCUUCAGUAGACUAUAAGCAAAAGGUUUAUCAGGAUCAGCGCAAUGGUGGCAAUCCUUGGGGUGGAUACAGCAGACAAGUUCCUAUGACAAAUUCUACUUCUAUGUACGGACAGUUGGACCAAAGUCAGUUGGAGAAGAGACAACAACUUGAUCAAAGACACAUGGAUAAACGACAGCUAGACCAAAGACAGCAAGAUCAAAGACAUCUGGACCAGAUGCAGUUAGAUCAACGGCAAUUAGAUCACAGAAAGUUGGAUCACGGAAAAUUGGAUCACAGGAAGUUGGAUCACAGACAAUCAGACCACAGACAUUCGGACCAAAGAAAAAAUAACUUACAGGACCAACUCGGAGCAUUGAGACUUAAUGACAAUCAAGGGGUUAUGGAGUCUAGGGGCUUCGCAGAAACUGAUGAGCCAAACUUAAUUGACUUGGAGGUUGGACUUGACUCCUCGGCUUCUUCAAUAGCGACACCUAUCCUCAAGCUGUCACAUACUAGAGAUCAAAUUUCUUACUUAGAUUCUGAAGAUUCUGGAUCUGAAUUAAAUGUCGAAACUAUUCAUCCAGGGGAACCAAAGCACCACUUCAAAAAACGUAUUCCUUCAAUCCAGAACCCAUCAAACUUUAAAUUUGAAGAAGAAGUUAUUGAUUUUGCUUCUGAUGAUGAGAACCCAGAAAAUAGUUCCAAAAUGAACCGUUUAUCCAUAAGGAAUUCUUUGAAGAAACAGCCAAGAGAUAAACCAAAAACCAGAAAGACUAGUGACCAUAAAAAAGCUGAGGCUACAACUAUCGAGAACAAGAAGAGGCUCUCGUUAUUUGGCGGAAAUACUAGUGGUAACUAA